Messenger RNA from Antrostomus carolinensis (chuck-will's-widow), 762 nucleotides. RefSeq names its product epithelial stromal interaction 1 (gene EPSTI1). The transcript is spliced from 8 exons. The record is from RefSeq and is a predicted model, not a curated record. The coding region runs from base 1 to 762 and encodes 253 amino acids. Lineage: Eukaryota; Metazoa; Chordata; Aves; Caprimulgiformes; Caprimulgidae.
AUGUCUGGGCUUGGAGGAUGGAAGGAAGACAGCAGGUACAGGGGAGCUGCUGCCUCCAGUACCCCAUUUUCCUCUCAGAGUUACCCCUGGGAUGGCAAAAAUAAAACAGAGGAGGCUGAAAACCCACAGAAGCCGACAACAUCUGAAAAGGAGCAAAGCGGUCAAGUGUCAGUCUACCAACAACAAGAGCAGUAUGUCAACCCGUACGUCUUGAUAACUCCAAAUGAAACCAGAAGAAACCAGUUGCAGCAAAUUGCUAAGAAAGAGCUGGAUGACCUGGAGCGGUGGAAGGAAGAGCACAAGCCAGGGCCAAUUAAGUUGGUUCCACAGAGACUGGGUGGAAAGGAAUCAGAGGCCCAAGCAAGACAAAAACAGCAAAUGAUUCUCACGCAAUCUAAAUACCAACAAAAGCACAAGAGAGAAGAAUAUAUAAAAGCAAAAAAGGCAGCUGAAGAAGCUGAAAUCCUGAAAAAGAAAGCAAUUCAGAGAGAAAAGGCAGAGACACUUGAAAUUAAAAAAAGGCAACAAGAAAUGCGAAGAAGAGAGAUGUUCCUUGAGGAUCAAUAUUACAAAACCAAUGAAUUAUUGAACAGAUUGGACUUGGGUUUGCCAAAGAGUGAUUCCUGUCAGAUUGCUAAUCAUGGCCCAGAAUCUACAGCAUGGACUAGGAGCCGUACUUAUAAGCAAGUUCUCCGAGAGGAUGAAAACAGAAGAUUAGAGGAAAUGAAGCAAGAACAACGGAGGAAGGUAAUUAUACAUUAG